GUCCGGCCCUGUUUGUCCCACCCUGUCAGUUUGCGAUCAGCUUAUAAGUACCAGGAGGCCUCCAGCAGGAUAUCUCCUCAGCCGCACCAGCCCCCAGGAGGAAGGCAGAUCUGAACCCGGCACCAUGACGGAACUGGAGACGGCCAUGGGCAUGAUCAUUGACGUCUUUGCCAGGUACUCAGGUGCCAAUGGCAAUGACCAGAGUCUAACCAAGGCACAGCUGAAGGUGCUGAUGGAGAAGGAGCUCCCGUGCUUCCUGCAGAGCGGAAGGGAAACGGAUGCCGUGGACAAACUGCUCAAGGAUCUGGACACCAACGGAGAUGCCAAGGUGGACUUCAACGAGUUCAUUGUGUUUGUAGCCGCACUCACAUCUGCCUGUCACAAGUACUUUCAGCAGGCAGGACCCAAAUGACACGCUGGAGACGAAGAUUCCUGACAGACACGGCUUCCAGAAAGUCCCUGCUGGCGCUUACUUACCUGGGCUUAGCCUGCUAAUGCCCCUCAUCAAUAAA
Tupaia belangeri chinensis (Chinese tree shrew) is the source of this 512-nucleotide messenger RNA. It is a transcript of the gene S100P, whose product is annotated as S100 calcium binding protein P. The coding region runs from base 125 to 412 and encodes 95 amino acids. Gene Ontology annotation, biological process: endothelial cell migration. The transcript is spliced from 2 exons. The record is from RefSeq and is a predicted model, not a curated record. Gene Ontology annotation, cellular component: extracellular exosome; cytoplasm. Lineage: Eukaryota; Metazoa; Chordata; Mammalia; Scandentia; Tupaiidae. Gene Ontology annotation, molecular function: calcium ion binding; calcium-dependent protein binding; transition metal ion binding.